GACACAAGAAACUGUAUUGUUGUCUGAGUUUUGGAUUUGAGUUUUCUGCUUUUUAAGAGAUUGAUAGAUAGAAAACAGAGAGUAGCGGCCAUGGCGACGUCGGUGGAUUCUCCAAAGCCUGACACAGACACUGACACUGAGCUGGAUACCAAUCCCAACCUCAACCCUAACCCUAAUUCUUCGAACUCGUUAGUCCCCGCCUCCUCCAAUGGCCCUGCUGUCUGCCUUCUCAGGUUCGCCGGAGACUCCGCUGGCGGGGCAUUCAUGGGCUCCGUUUUUGGCUACGGUGCGGGGUUGGUUAAGAAAAAAGGCUUUAAAGGAUCCUUUGCAGAGGCAGGAUCUUAUGCUAAGACAUUUGCAGUUUUGUCUGGAGUGCACAGCUUGGUUGUCUGCAUUUUGAAGAGGCUGCGAGGAAAGGAUGAUGUUAUUAAUGCUGGAGUAGCUGGAUGUUGCACUGGUCUUGCUCUUAGUUUUCCAGGUGCACCCCAGGCUCUUCUACAAAGCUGCCUCACUUUUGGAGCAUUCUCAUUUAUUAUUGAAGGCCUAAAUAAGCAGCAGCCAGCUUUGGCACAUCCACUUUCUGUGAGGAAGAAAAGUGAGCAACUUCCUCCCUUGGUGCUCCCUCUUCAACUUUCACUUCCAGGUGAACUAAAAGCGGGUUUCACCUCAUUUUGCAAUUCCUUGAAGAAUCACAAAGGCACUUCUCACACAGCCUAAGAAAUUUUGUCUCAUCAUGCUUUUAUGCCUUUUGGUCUUGAAUUCAAGUGUUCCUCUUGCUGUUAUUUUUUUCUUCUAUUGCCGGGUCGGACAUGAUAGUAUGUGGUAUGUAAAUUUUUAGUUGAAAUUCUAGUUGCAAGUUAUGAAUUCACUUCUUGAUUGUGAAAUCUGGUAGAUUGAUGGUACACAUUGCUGAUUUUGCCGGAUUGAGGAACCAUGAAUUUGAUCCUCCAUGUCUGACUC
This is a messenger RNA of Prunus dulcis (almond), 960 nucleotides long. Its product is annotated as mitochondrial import inner membrane translocase subunit TIM22-3-like. Bases 91 to 717 code for a protein of 208 amino acids. NCBI's taxonomy places the organism in Eukaryota, Viridiplantae, Streptophyta, Magnoliopsida, Rosales, Rosaceae. The transcript has 5 exons. Gene Ontology annotation, cellular component: TIM22 mitochondrial import inner membrane insertion complex; chloroplast envelope. Gene Ontology annotation, molecular function: transmembrane protein transporter activity. The record is from RefSeq and is a predicted model, not a curated record. Gene Ontology annotation, biological process: protein targeting to chloroplast; protein insertion into mitochondrial inner membrane.